AUGCUUCAACCUAACGCCUCUCUUACACCUAGGCAUACUCCACCUUUAAUUCCUGAAUCUCUUGAUAUAUCUGUAUCUAAGGCUGUUCAACGAGGUACUUCUAGCAAUGGAAACUCAACCAGUCUGGCUCCUCAAUCAACUAAAAAAUUAACCUCUUGCUCUUCCGAUAUUUGCAAGCUUAUGGGCAAAAAAUCUCAGCUUCCCUCUACGGCCGUCUCUUCCUCCUCUGGAACCCGAGUGGCGCCCGCCGUUUCUGAUCGUCUACCUUGCCAACUUGCCUAUGCACCAUCUACCGUUGAUACGAUGUUAGACUGGUUGAUCCAUCAGCAAUUGAGCCAGGCUGCUUGUCUUCAGGCAAAUAAUAAGAAAGUAUGUCACGACCACCAAAAUAUCGAGAAGCCAAUGGAUAUUUCAUCAUCAUCAAAGUCAUCUCCUUCGCUCUCACCUAUCGCCGAUUGCCCUUUGGGACCUGCUAUUUCAGUAUAUCUUAUGCUACGGGCCAUCUGUAGGCAGUGCGAUCGCUGGGAGACGAUAGAAAAGAAACAACAGAAACAAAAGUCUCGGGAGGUUAUUAAUACAACUUCUGGGGCGGGCGAAGAAACCAGAUCAGGAAGUGGAGUAGAGGCUACAACUUCAACAAAUCAAGAUACAGAGGCAGUAAGACCGAAUGUCUUCGCAUAUUUUAUUCUAUACUGCAAAACAUAG
Protopolystoma xenopodis is the source of this 705-nucleotide messenger RNA. NCBI's taxonomy places the organism in Eukaryota, Metazoa, Platyhelminthes, Monogenea, Polystomatidea, Polystomatidae. The record is from the annotation of a GenBank genome assembly.